Mucor mucedo is the source of this 438-nucleotide messenger RNA. RefSeq lists its product as uncharacterized. Lineage: Eukaryota; Fungi; Mucoromycota; Mucoromycetes; Mucorales; Mucoraceae. Bases 1 to 438 code for a protein of 145 amino acids. The transcript has a single exon. The record is from RefSeq and is a predicted model, not a curated record.
AUGGGGUCAAGACGAACAGAUCCUGCUUUGGGAAUGGAAACUAGUGUUCUUGGAAGUGAACCUUUCAGCUGGAAAAAGCCAGAGGAGAUUAAUUCAGAGGAUGAAAACUUUGCACAACAUGUUGAUCUGUUGACCGACAAAGAUUCAGCAAAUUCUCCUUCGCCCUCUUCUAGGGCUACUAAACUUAAACUUCCCAAGGCUAGUGGAAAAAGAAAGAGGGCUUUGAAGUCUGAAGAGGAUUUUCCUCUCGAAACAAAGGAGUUAGAUGUAUCGGGUUUUGUUGAGGUUCGGCGAGAAGCUGCGGCAAACAAGAUGAGAUUCGCAGAGUACAUGCGCAGGUAUCACAAUGCCAUCACGAGGAUCAAUACUUUUAAAUUGAGCAAGGAAGAGGGUGAGACCAUGUGGCAUAACCUGAACUUGGAAUAUAAAUUUUAUUAA